[Candida] anglica is the source of this 2868-nucleotide messenger RNA. Lineage: Eukaryota; Fungi; Ascomycota; Pichiomycetes; Serinales; Debaryomycetaceae. The record is from the annotation of a GenBank genome assembly.
AUGACAUUGUCGGUGGGUCAACGGGUCCGUGUGAAGAAUAGUCCUGGGAUAAUCCGAUAUUCUGGUGAAACACAAUUUUCUCCAGGACUUUGGAUCGGAGUUCAAUUAGACACCCCAAAUGGGAAGAAUGAUGGUUCAGUGGAAGGAGUCAAAUAUUUUGAAUGUGAACCCAAAUAUGGAGUUUUUGCCCGUCCAUCGAUGGUUAUCCUGGAGGAAGAGGCGAAAUCAUUGCCCAUUACUUCACAAGGGGUAGAUCGAUCUCCAGACUCAAGACUUCAUACGAUUAUUGACAAGCUUCAAAUCAAAUUGAAAACAGCUAGUAAGGAAAUUGAAAGCCUCAAGGCUAUUAUAGACCCAUUAAAAGCCAAUAUCUCUCAAUUGGAAGCAACCAUUGAAAUGCAAUCGGUAGAUUCGAAUUUCUAUUUGGAAACUAAUCGAGAAUUGACUGCAAAACUUGAAGAUUUAACCAAUAAAUAUAAUGAAGUUAGAAUUGAUUUACAACUUUUACAAGAAGAAAAUGAGAUUAAUAAACAAAUUGAAUUGGAAGUAGAGGCACAAUUGGGUACUGACGUCCCAAAUUCAAGCGAUUUAGUCGCCUUGAAACAAAGAAAUAAAAAACUUGAACUGGCAUUGAUAAAUCUUGAAAGUGUUUUGAACCAACAAAAAUUGACAUAUACAAAUGAAAUUAAUUCAUUGAAAAAUUCAACCAUUAGUCAACUGUCAUAUGAUGAACUUCUGGCAAAAUUGCAAAGGGCAGAACUGAGUAUCGUGGAACUUCAAGACCAAUUGGAAUCUACUUUGGAUCUGGAAAAACUUAUAGAACAUCUCACAUAUGAAAACGAAGCCUUACAGGAAAAGGUCUCCCAUUUAAAGAAAACAGUGGCGGAAUUAUCAGAAUUGAAUGAGCUUGAUAAGUCAUUAGAAGAAAAUCAUAAAGCAGUAGAACAAGAACUUCAUAAUGAAAUAGCUCUUCUCAUGAAAAUGAUCUCCAAAGAUCAACUCACCAUUAAGACAUUGGAAAGUAAGAAUAAGGACAUUCAGGACAACUUAUUGACUAUGGGCCAACAACAGCAGACUGGUGACUAUGCGGGGUCAUCAGAGACAACAACCCUACUUGCCAAGAUAGAAUCACUUCAACUUGAGAUUAAAAAGUUGCUGGUUGGAAGUAAUUCCACGAAGAUAUCCCUCAAGGUGAAAGAAGCGGAAUUGAACUGUUUAGAAGAUCAUUUCAAUUAUAUGAAGAUGGACGCUCUGGAUCAUUCAUCUACAUUGUCUGUACUAUACAUCUUGAAAAGGUGUCUAUCUAAAGUGGCCAUCUUGAUAAAUAUUGAUCAUGGAGAAGUUGUUUCUGAAACAAAUUUCAAUUCCAAACUUUCCAUACUUACAAAGCUUUCAAUUUCAUUGAAAUCCUUGAUAUCUAUGUGGGAGUCGUCGUAUAAGACUCUUUCAAUACAUGAUAAACCAUGGAUUACCAAGCUAUCUGAUUUAGAUUUGGAAUUAAGUACAAUGAUAUCUAAAGUCAAAGAAACUCUGUUUGAGAGCACAACGAUCAAAUUUGCACCCAUAUUUAUAGAAGAGGUGUUUUCAUUAUUUCAAAGUGUCUCUGAAUCGGAUGUUGUCGAUGGUAAUGUAUUGAAGUUUACUUGUAUGAUGACAAUGGAACAAUCUAUGAUAAUAUCAAAGCUUGUUCGAGGAUUGUUGGGAUUUUUACAAAAACAAGAAGAAGAACUUGCAAAUGGCGGUGACAUUGACUCUCAAGAUUCUAAAGUAGUUGCACACUUGACUAACCAACUCCAAUCUAUAGUUGAUGUUAAUGCAAAAAUAUUGGCUGAACCAAGAGAAAUUUUGAGGAUUUGGCAGGAUGGAGGUAUUGUAUAUAUGGGGAAAUCUGGUAUUAAUCAACUAUACAAUUCUUUGGAAUCUAUACUUUCCACCGCUGGUCGGCUCCAAAGAAAUAUUGAAGUUGAAAUGUCUUCAAUUGGAGAUCCCUCCUUCGAUCUUGAAGUAAUAUCUGAUGUUUUUGAAAUCGACAACAGAUCAAUAGAGGUGGUUUUAGAAUCAUUACAAGAAAUUCAAUCCACAAUGAAUAUGAAGUUUGAAAUGGAUGAUUCAAAGGAAGAUACCAAAAGAUGUAUCUAUGAUGUAUUGGCCAUUCCUAACGAAGUCAUAGAUGCUGAUAAAUCCUCCCAAGAUAUCUCUGCCGAUGUUUCACUUGAUAUGAGUUCACAAUUAAAAGAGUGUUCAACAUCGAUAAUUGAAAAGGAUAGAAAGAUUCUGGAACUACAAUUGAGUAUUCAACUUCUUGAAAAUAAUCUUUUAUUAACUCAAAAUGAAUCAAAUGUAUCCAUUUCUGAUUUGAAGCAAGCGUUGAUAUCAUUGGAGAAGAAACAUCAAGAGUCAAUAAAGAGUUAUAAUCUCUUGAUGUCGGAGAACAAAUCAUUACAGGGACAAAUUGAAGACUUACUACAGGCAAAUCAAUUACUCCGCGAUAAAAAAUCAUUGGAAGUUGGUGGGUUUGAAGAUAUUUAUUCUGAAAAGGAAAAUACUGAUAAAUUGGCCUUAAUAGGUGAACUUCAUCUAUUAAGAAAUAUGCUAAAUUAUUAUACAUUCAAUAAUAUGAAUGUGGAAGAGGAUUAUGGAUGGUUGAAAGAACCUAUUAUGGAUCAUAAAGUGGUCAUUAAUGAAGAUACAUUGGCAAAGGCUGGACAUUUUCUCAGGAAAAUAUCUAGUGAUGCAAAGACUGCCCGGUUGUGUAGGAAAAAUGGAGAUUGGCGUCCACGAGAAAGUAUCCCACGAUAUUUGGCACUUCGUAUAAAAGAAGGGCAACUCGAAUAUAUGAGGCUCAAGAAUGAAGCUAUGCGUAUAUAG